This is a messenger RNA of Stereum hirsutum FP-91666 SS1, 3393 nucleotides long. RefSeq lists its product as uncharacterized. NCBI's taxonomy places the organism in Eukaryota, Fungi, Basidiomycota, Agaricomycetes, Russulales, Stereaceae. The record is from RefSeq and is a predicted model, not a curated record. Bases 1 to 2934 code for a protein of 977 amino acids. The transcript has 2 exons.
AUGAAUUCUCACUUGAAAAUCUCCCCUUUAAAGGUCAUUCUUGUCGGUUUCCAACUCAAAAUCCCACUUUUCUGGCUGCAGAUAACAUCUAUUUUAUCUUCUGGGUCUUUUGGCCGGACUUGGAACACGAUCACGUGGAUUCCUCGUGAUGGUGACGGGCUUGUCGCGCCGGCGUCGGCGGAAUUGAACUUGAACUCGGAAGACGACGACGACAACAACGCCGUGCUCACAAUCUCCAACAAGCUCCCCAUAAUAUCCGUCGUAUUUUAUCCUCUUCAUACUCGCAUUAUGUCUACCAUCAACUACAACCGACCUCGAGACUCUUUACUCUCUCUCUUUGACCCCCUCUCCCAGUCAAAUCCUAGCAGCGACACCUCAGAAACACCUCCUCACCAUGACAGGGACCUGGUAUCACCUUCUCCGUCAGAGGGAGGAUCUGAUAAAGAGAACUCGACGCCCGCUGAGGUCAACGCUCACCCCACAAUGGGCGUCAGUCCGAUGACGUUCAACAAGUUCUUUAGCCGAUCUUAUGCGGACCACAAGCCUCUGCCCACACAGGUUCCUCUUCCUCUGGACCGUUUGAUAGACUUCGACGUCUCUGUUGUGGUAGAUGAUGGAGGACAGGGCGAAAUAGAGGCGUCUGGAGAUGAGAGUGAAGCAGAAGACGUUGCGAGAGAUGAGAGCCCCGAAGAGGAGAUCGAAGACGAGAACAAUGACACCCCGCGUCUCGAAGACAAUUCAGUCUUUUCUUCAACAAGCCUUCGACUCGAUGAUAGGGCUCCCACUCCCCGUCGGCCUCUCGCUGACAUUUCUCUUGCUGUUGCUGCACUCUCAUCUUCGUCUCCUGCAGUGUCUUCGCCCUCGCCCACAAAGAGCACUGUCAAAGACUACUUCACUUCUCGCUCUGCGCCACUACCAAGUCCGAAACUCACUCGCGCACCCGAGUCAUCUCGCCUGUUCUCCGUCAUGGACUCCAUCAAUAGUGCAGAUGGUAGCCCGUCCUCUUCUCCAUCUCCAUCUGCGUCUCCGAACCCCUCACCUUCCAUGUCUCCAAUCGAAGAAUAUGCUCGCGACGAAACCAUCUCACAGACUCCAAAAAUCACCGUCCACUCCCCUGCCUCCCUAGAAGACAGUUCCGACACGCUCUCUCCACUUCCAACUGCUCCCAUCCCUCGGCUUCGCUCACACGUAUCUCCUAUCUCCACGUCCGAGGCUUUCGACCCUCGCCGCGUUUCGGUCGACCUUCAAUCCUCGUUCAGCUCGUAUAUCGCUUGUCCAGAGUCUUCUUUCGACCUUCUCAACGACAGGAUCUCGUUCAUCAAUCACGAUUCUUUCCUGGGUCAGCUCGUGUCCUUCACCGACGGUGACGCAGAAUUUGCGGACAUGGACGUAGCCAAGGAAGAGGAAGAGAUGGAGGAGCUCGUUGCCAAGCUAGAAGGCCUGCCGAGCUUCAAGAAUCGCAGGGACGAACGCAAGGAAGCCGGAUCCAGGGUUACGAAGAGCAGUGUGGCGGAUUUGGAGAGUAGGUGUGCUGAGGCGGAGGUCAGCAUAUUGAGUGAGAGGUUGAGGGAUGUGAGGGUUGGGCUGGGGGUCAGCGAGAGUGAGUUGAAAGAGAAAAGAGAGGCUGUCCCGCGGCCGCAGAGGCAGAGGAAGGAUCGCUCGAAGCUCACCGCGGAUUUAAAUGUGGAGAUGUUUGUCACCCCGGAACAGAAACGUGAGAGGUCUGGCUCCUCUGGAUCUGAUGAGGUUCCCGCUGCCCUGAUCAAAGCAAUGCCUCUCCCGGACGAGGUUGCUAAACCUGUCAGCGAUCUCGGGCGUUCUCAAAUAGCUCCUCCUCCUGCCCCUCGCCGUCCCAAGCACAUGAAAUCUCGUCAUGAAGCUCCCGCUGGCAUCGCAGACGACCAGGCCCAGGCUUACGAGUCAGCUUCCUCAGGAGUUCUGGAUUCGAAUAUUGCCUCUAUUUCCGUGGCUCAGUCGUCCGCUGAACCCUCUGCGGCGGCAAUGGCCUCUAAGCCCAAGACUGCCACCAGCACAGCUGGUCUUCCAUCGCUGCCUCCCAACGAUAUGUUAAUCCCCGCUCUUCGCAUCGUCAAGAAAGGAUCGACCGGCCCUACUUCCUCCGCUUCCUCGGAACCACCUGUCGACGCUACCCCUAACGUCUUUUCCCUUCCAAUAACGAUUUCCUCAGGGCGUGUUUCCCCGGUCACGUCCGCUGCUCAAACUCCCGCUCUAGCUCAUCCGCCGGUUCACCGAACCACCAUGGAACCCCCUCAAGCUCCCCGUCGUCUUGGACUAGCCAGACGCAUGUCUUUCGUCCAGCCUCCCUCAUCGUCAAAGUCGACCCCUGCGCCGACUGUUCCACCCGUUCCGGCUGUCACUUCAAAGCGUACGUCUUCGAGCCAUGUCUCCGUUGCAGGGGGUCCACAGCGUGUCCCUUCCGGCUCCGCCAUCGCUGGGAACUCUGGAACCGCCCCCAGUGUGACCUCCACGACCGUAUCGAGCUCGAGGAACCCUUCGAAGGGCCCAAGGAGGGCAGCCAUCUCUACUUCGUCGGCGUCAUCUUCUUCUCAAGCUACCGCUGCUGCAGCUUCCGCUGCUACGAGCGGCACUGGGUAUAAGAGAACUACGGGGUUGACGAGGACUACGAGCGCCAGUUCGGCUGUUUUUGCGCCGGCGCCGACAAGCAUUAUUAGUAGUGGUUUGAGGCAGCCAGUCGCGGGGAGGUUUGGUUCGGGUGCUGGUGCUGGGGCGGGUAUGGGGUUCGGCGGGAUCCCCAGGCCGGCGACUUCGUCCUCCCGGAUUGGGACGGGGACUUCGACCGUGGGAGCUCCUUCCAGUACGACUGCCACUGCAGGUGCGAGAGGGAGGCGUGAGAGUGCGAGUCUGGUGGGGGCAGGGGUUGGUGGGGCGAGGAAGGCGCCGAAGAGGUUUUAGGUGUGUUUGUUUUUGGCCUCAGUAUGAGCAUUGCAGGUGGGACGCUUGAAGAUGUGAGACCAAUUGUUGGCUGUAGCGUGGACUAUGAUUACGACCCCGCCAUGACUGCUUAUUGAGCACUUUAUUUGCACUGUUCUCGUUGCCUCAUUUGCAGUUAACCUGACCAUUUCGCAUCGAUACUGCUGUCGCAUAGUCUCACUCAUCAUUCUUCCUCCAUCCCUCCACCCAUCCGUGCACUUUUAACGUCUUUCCUCGGCUCGUAUUUUCUCUGUCAAUUUAGUUAUCGUACGAGCUUGGUACGAACCCCUCAUGCCCCUGCAUACAUUUCAUCAUCUGGAACUCAUUCUCCCAUAUCAUAUCAUUCCACCCACACCCAGACGUACGUAUUGUACACAGUAGUCAUCAUCCUCAUCCUCUUCUCAAUAACGAACCGUCCUUGACACUGACUCUGCAAUUGGC